AUGAUCCGCCUGCCGCUCAAUGUCGAGACUCCGCGGCUCUCUUACUUUAUUCCACAUCACCCGGUGAUUAAACAAGCCCCCGAUCUUAAGGUAAGAGUGGUGUUCAACGCCUCGCAGGCGUCCACCAAUGGCCGGUCGUUGAACGACUUGGUGCACGUGGGGCCGCGCUUACAGCGAGAACUGGGCGAGAUUCUACUUGCCUGGCGCAUGCAUCGAGUGGCCUUCUCUGCAGACAUCGAGCAAAUGUUUCGUCAAGUGCGGGUGGCUCCGGAGGAUCAACACCUCCAACAGAUUCUCUGGCGAGACAGCCAGACGCAGGCAGUAUCGGUGUACCGGUUGACCACGGUCACCUAUGGCAUGGCGUGCGCUCCUUAUCUGGCCAUCCGCACGCUGCACCAGCUGGCGCUGGAUGAGCGGGAACGUUAUCCCCGGGCAGCAGACUUACUUUGUCGACAAACCUACGUCGACGAUAUUCUUGCGGGGGCAGAUGACCUUGGGGAGGCACGCCAUCGACAGCGUGAGCUGAGCAGCUUGCUCAUGGCGGGCGGGUUCCGACUCAGGAAGUGGGCGGCCUCACAUCCGGAACUCUUGUCCGGUAUCCCGGAGGGGGACCGCGAGCCUUUGGUGCCUCUGCCGGACCCUGGGGCCGUGGGUGCAUCUGUGCUGGGGGUCGGUUGGAUUCCGGUCGAGGAUGCAUUCUGCUUUUCGGUCAACCCCGGGGCUCAAUCAGCCAUCUCGAAGCGUGGCAUCUUGUCAGUCGUUGCGCGAUUAUACGACCCCCUGGGCUGGUUGGGGCCUAUGGUAGUACUGGCGAAGAUCCUCCUUCAGGACUUGUGGUUGGCCGGGCUCGGUUGGGACGAGGCUCUCCCUUCUCCGCUCUCGCGACGUUGGGACGCCUUUAGCACCGGGCUCGCGGAGGUUUCCGCGAUCCGAGUUCCUCGCUGGACCGGAUGGUCGCCUGAAGUGGAGAUCCAGCUUCACGGCUUCUCGGACGCCUCGGAGCGGGCGUACGCCGCCGUCAUCUACUUACGGGCUCGACGGUCUGAUGGGACCACCCGUAUCGCUCUAUUGGCGUCCAAGACCAGGGUCGCCCCACUAAAGCGGGUAACGUUGCCCCGCCUGGAGCUGUGCGGUGCGCAGCUGCUCUCGCGCCUCAUGAAGGCCAUUGUGGAGGCGCUCGGUUGUGCCGAGGCCUCCCUGGUUUGUUGGACCGACUCUUCUGUCACGCUCCAUUGGAUAACAGGGCAUCCAUCUCGAUGGACCACCUUUGUCGCCAAUCGCGUCUCGUACAUUCACGAGAGCCUUCCGCGGGCCUCGUGGCGGCAUGUCCCGUCCGGCGACAAUCCCGCGGAUUGCGCCUCCCGGGGUUUGUUGGCCGGCGGGCUACGAGAACACGCCCUUUGGUGGCGUGGCCCCUCCUGGCUUGUCGAGGACCCGGCGGGCUGGCCGGGUCUAACUUGCGUCGCGGUCGACCGAAGCACUUGCGAGGAACGGCGCAUGGUUCACGUAGUGGCCGUGAACCCGGAGGACUGGUCCGGUGUCCUCUGA
Messenger RNA from Harpegnathos saltator (Jerdon's jumping ant), 1548 nucleotides. RefSeq lists its product as uncharacterized. The record is from RefSeq and is a predicted model, not a curated record. NCBI's taxonomy places the organism in Eukaryota, Metazoa, Arthropoda, Insecta, Hymenoptera, Formicidae. The coding region runs from base 1 to 1548 and encodes 515 amino acids. The transcript has a single exon.